Frankliniella occidentalis (western flower thrips) is the source of this 1458-nucleotide messenger RNA. Its product is annotated as cytochrome c oxidase subunit 4 isoform 2, mitochondrial-like. The transcript has 4 exons. Gene Ontology annotation, biological process: mitochondrial electron transport, cytochrome c to oxygen. The record is from RefSeq and is a predicted model, not a curated record. Lineage: Eukaryota; Metazoa; Arthropoda; Insecta; Thysanoptera; Thripidae. The coding region runs from base 102 to 863 and encodes 253 amino acids.
CUCACGCUGAGCCGCCUCCCGCACAAGGCGCCGCCUUCCGCAGAGCCGACUGUUUGCUUUUGCUUGCACGGCUGGGACUCCUGGGACUUCUCUGCGCCCACAUGUCGCUUGCGGCCCUGGCCAGGAGGUGCCUGCCGGUGCUGCCGGCCCGCCUGUCGCGCGCUUGCCCCCACGGAGGCCAAAGCGGUCGCCGUCCUCCUGGCGGGUUGAGCUACUCCACGAGGCCCGCCUUUCCGCCAGGACACCCCCGGGAGCUCAUCGGCAACCGGGACGUGGUGGGCUACGGCAAGAACGGUCAGCCUAACUAUUUCGACGACGAACGUUACCCCUACCCGGCCAUCCGCUGGCAGGAAAACAACCAGGAGAUCCACGCCCUGCGCGAGAAGGAGCGCGGCGACUGGAGACUGCUCACGGCCGAGGAGAAGCAGGCCCUGUACCGCGCCAGCUUCAAGCUCUCCUUUGCCGAGUUCCUCGCCAAGCCUCCGGGCGAGUGGAAGGACCACCUGGCGGCGCUGCUGCUGGUCGUCAGCCUGGCCCUGAUGCUGGAGCUGUGGUGCGAGCGCUACGCCUUCGUGUACCCGGAGCACGGCCUGCUGUCGGACCGCGACAAGACGUGGACGCUGUACGAGAUGAUCCGUCGGCACGCGGUCGGCCCCGCCUGGGACUACGAGAACAGCCGCUGGACGUCGCCGUGGCACGCCCACCCCUGGGACCGCUACUACCCGAUGGAGGAGCUGUUCGCCAGGAAGCCCAAGGACGCCGAGCCGCUGCCGCAGUACGCCAACGCGAGCGCGGCUAGCGACUCGGGCGGGCGGCGGGACCAGGACGACGGCGCGGGGCUGGCGGCCUCGUCUGUCCGCUGACGUGCCGCCCGGCGCGCGGGCCGUAGCCCGGGCCGUAGCCCCUGUGGAGCGGUGGGUAGGCAGACCCGCCACGCACGCGUGCAUCGACAGCUCCGAGGCUGCCUACCUCCCGGGGGCCAUGGGCCAUGGCUGCUGUCAGGGCAGGCUGGGCUGGGCUAGGGCCGCCGCCGCCGGGGACACAGAGGGCGAGCAGCCACUGGCGAGGGACACGGACCAGCGCUGCAGGCAGAUUGCACCUCCACUAUUUCACUGCCCCCCCCCCUCCGGCACCCUCUCCCCCACAUGGGACGCUCUCUCCCCCUCUGCAGCGGAGCGGCGCGUUGCAGAGCAGGCGCCAGCCGGGAACGCAAAGAAAUUGAAAGCAAAGCAAAAGCAAUUACGUCCCAGACCUAAUUGUCUGCGCGCAGAGCGAGCGCAGUGCCCUGCACAGGGGGCAGCGCGCGGCCGGCCGGCGAGGGGUCCUCUGUGCCAGUUGGAGACGACAACCGUUUCAUGUGACGGUCAAGUGUUUCGUAGUGUAAAAUAUGCCGAUUACGUUGUUAGUUUUUUAAGUCACAGGCUGUACGUGUUCACUACUGCAUUAUAUAGUGCUAUC